This is a messenger RNA of Pseudomassariella vexata, 1932 nucleotides long. RefSeq names its product GTP cyclohydrolase N terminal-domain-containing protein. Gene Ontology annotation, molecular function: GTP cyclohydrolase II activity. Lineage: Eukaryota; Fungi; Ascomycota; Sordariomycetes; Amphisphaeriales; Pseudomassariaceae. The transcript has 18 exons. The coding region runs from base 304 to 1821 and encodes 505 amino acids. The record is from RefSeq and is a predicted model, not a curated record. Gene Ontology annotation, biological process: riboflavin biosynthetic process.
AUGAUACGACAACUGGACGGAUCUUAGUCACGUCGGAUUACAUCCGGUCCAAACUUAAUGCCAACUGGCCCUGAGUGUCCGAUAGGCAUGCGACGUCCCAGUAUUGCGGGUCUAGCUUUCAAUAGCCAAGGGGUUCGCCGUCGCUCAUUCAGAUCUCAACACAUCGUUCAUCUGCAGUCUCGCCUUGCUUCACUUCCUGUUCCCCCGCUGCGCACACUUUCAGCAAACGCUUCAAACUGCUUGUUUACAUCACCCAGGUGUUUACAUCCGUAGCUUUCGUUUGACUUCAUUCCGUUGUUUAAGAUGGCAAAUUCAGGGUCCGUUGCCGAUAUGGCAGCUGUUCUUCAGGCUCUGAAGUCCAUUCAAGAAUCCCAAAUUCAAUUGCAAGAAGGUUUCGUGUCCCUAUCACAACGUAUGGACCAAGUUGCACCGCCCGUGUCCAGCACCGACGACGAUAUGGCAGAGAAGGGGUCCCAAGUUACCAAGACUGCCGUUGCUUCAACAGCUACGGUUGAAUCGACAACAACCCCAACUGCAUCCACGGAAACUGCCAUUCAAGCCCAGAAGUCGGGGUUUACCUCACGAAUCAUCCUCACGACGUAUCCCAAGCAGAUCGGUAUCGUUCCUCUUCCCUUCAAAUGGGGAGCCCCUGAGCCUGCUGAGAGAGGUCCGGUUGUGGUGUCUCGAUCCUCGUCGACCAUCGGAAGACGCAAUGCUCACGGGGGUUCGUACUCAAUAUACUUCGCCCUUGCUCUUGCAAGCAAGCAACUCGAUAUCAACCAUAAACCCGACUUCACCAAUACCGAGCCGGCCGCCAACAUUGGCCCAUUCCCCCAAUGGGGAGACCCAAAGAAGAUUGUGGCUAUGGACCCAUGGGGUCACCUGGCACCGUGGCUAUUCGCAGACACGAUCAAGAACGAGAAUGUCGACAUUAGACCCACCAUCGCCAUAACGAAGGCACACAUGAAGCUCCCCGAAUUGGAAGAAAGCGUCCGCGCCGGAAGACUUGUUCCUGAUGGCAAAAUCUGUCUGAACUCGGCCGGUGAGCUUGCUGUAACCAAGUUUGCAGUCGAACCGGUAUGGUACCUGCCAGGUGUCGCAGAGAGAUUUGGCAUAGACGAGGGUGUGCUACGUCGCUCGCUGUUUGAGCAUACAGGCGGGAGUUAUCCCGAGUUGAUUACUCGCGGAGAUAUAAAGGUCUUCUUGCCACCAAUUGGUGGCUUGACGGUGUAUUGUUUUGGUGAUCCAGCGAAGAUGUCGGACGAGAAAGUGCGCUUGGCUCUUCGAAUUCAUGACGAGUGCAAUGGUAGCGACGUGUUUGGCUCCGAUAUCUGCACCUGCAGACCCUAUCUCAUCUACGGCAUUGAAGAGGCUGUCAAGGAAGCACAAAAUGGCGGAAGUGGCGUCGUCAUCUACUUCAGAAAGGAGGGGAGAGCUCUGGGAGAGGUCACCAAGUACCUCGUCUACAAUGCCAGAAAACGAGGCGAAGAUCGAGCUUCGGAUUACUUUAAGAGAACCGAGAACAUUGCCGGUGUAAAGGAUAUGCGGUUCCAGGCCCUGAUGCCUGACAUCCUGCAUUGGCUUGGAAUCAAGAAGAUUGAUCGAAUGUUGAGCAUGAGCAACAUGAAGCACGACGCCAUCGUGGGCCAGGGCAUUCCCAUCCACGAGCGGGUCGAGCUACCGGAGGAAUGGAUCCCCCAGGACUCGCGGGUAGAGAUUGACGCCAAGAUUACUGCUGGAUACUUCACUACCGGACACAGAAUGACCGAAGACGAGUUGAAAGCCGUCAAGGGCCGUAUGUGGGAAGACAUCGACCACUGAGAAUUUACCGGAAAGGGCGCUGGAAAUUGGAGUUGAACGAUGUUAGACAAUACUUGUAUUACGCGUAGCACUUUGUUAGAAAUCAAAGCAACUAGCACACCAUUCCACCGA